AUGACUCAACGACGAGCUGGACCUGCCGAUGUCGAUGACAUGGGUCGUAUUGGUUUGCAGGCCAUGCCUUUAGAUCCCCAAUGGAACUAUCGCUACCGUCAUCGCAAAGAGUAUCCCAAGGACCACGAGAAGUACAUCAGGCGGAAGUGGCAAAAGUACUUCGACAACAACGACGGCAAAUGGACAGUCAAUUUGAUCGAUAUGCCCAGCAACGAAGAUUCAGACGACGAAGUCUUUGGCGACAAACAGUUUCACUUACAGCUGUUGGCCACAGAUCCCGACUACCAAGGUCGAAGGGCUGCUUCAAAGCUCCGUCGGUGGGGUUUGGAUUACGCCGCGAGACAUGACUGGUUUGUCACCUUAUUGCAAGCCCGAUGGGGUCUGUCCUGCAUGGACACCUUGGUUUCCGGGAGGUUGUGGUAG
Fonsecaea erecta is the source of this 423-nucleotide messenger RNA. RefSeq lists its product as hypothetical. The transcript is spliced from 2 exons. The record is from RefSeq and is a predicted model, not a curated record. NCBI's taxonomy places the organism in Eukaryota, Fungi, Ascomycota, Eurotiomycetes, Chaetothyriales, Herpotrichiellaceae. The coding region runs from base 1 to 423 and encodes 140 amino acids.